AUGGGGGAGUGCGUAAAAGUCGCGGUGCGAUGCCGCCCCCUUAACAGCAAGGAGAAAGCAGAUAACCGAGCUGUAAUUGUGGAGGUUGACGGCAAGAUUGGCCAAGUUACCCUACAUAAUCCUAAGGGCGACGAACCCCCAAAGACUUUCACCUUCGAUAAUGCAUUCGAUUGGAACGUUACCCAAAAGGAGGUCUACGACGUCGUUGCUCGCCCUAUCGUCAACAGCGUUGCCGACGGAUACAAUGGCACCAUUUUCGCUUACGGGCAAACUGGCACGGGCAAGACGCAUACCAUGGAAGGCCAACCUACACCAGAGCUUCAGGGCAUCAUUCCCAACUGCUUCGACCACAUCUUUGAGCUUGUCAAUGGGAGUUCAGGCCGACAAUGGAUGGUGCGUGCUUCGUACCUUGAGAUUUACAACGAGGAGGUGAGGGACCUACUGUCGAAGGACCCGAAGAACAAGCUGGAGUUAAAGGAACACAAGGACUCCGGAGUUUACGUCAAAGGGCUCAACGCAUUUGUCGUCAAGGGCGUGCCCGAACUAAAGAAUGUGCUCGAGGUUGGGAAGAAGAAUCGCUCGGUGGGCGCAACACUGAUGAAUCAGGACUCUUCGCGGUCGCAUUCCAUCUUCACCAUCACCAUUGAGACCAUUGAGCAGACGAAGGCGCAGCCCGAGGGCCACAUCAAGGUGGGGAAGCUCAACCUUGUGGAUCUUGCUGGCAGUGAGCGCCAGUCGAAGACGGGCGCUACGGGAGACCGACUUAAGGAGGCCACCAAGAUUAACCUGUCGCUAUCAGCGCUGGGUAACGUCAUCUCGGCCUUGGUCGACGGCAAGAGCGGGCACGUUCCGUACCGUGACUCCAAGCUGACCCGCCUGCUACAAGACUCUCUUGGCGGCAACACGAAGACAAUCAUGUGCGCCAACAUGGGACCAGCCGACUGGAACUACGACGAGACACUGUCGACGCUACGCUACGCGAACCGUGCUAAAAACAUUAAGAACAAGCCCAAAAUCAACGAGGAUCCUAAGGAUGCCAUGCUGCGCGAGUUCCAGGAGGAGAUCUCAAGGCUCAAAGCUUUGCUGGCGGCUGAGGGUGGAGCACUCCCGGAGGGCGCCGCAGCGGGCCCUGGCGGUGAAUUGGUGGUAGAGAAGGUGGUGACGGUGCCCAAAGCACUCGACGCCGCGUUCUUGGAGAAGAUGCGGCGUGACAUGGAGGAGCAAAUGAAGGCAGAGCUUGCCGCUAAACAGGCUGCGGCGCUGAAUGAGGAGCAGCUGCAGAAGGUGAAGGAGGAAGCUGCAGCAAAAGCCAAAGCGGAGGCUGAUCGGCUGGCGGAGGAGAAACGGAGGGCCGAGGAGGAGGCAGCUAAGAUGCAGCGCAAGCAGCAAAAAAUCAAGGAGGAGAUGGAAAAGAAGUCCCACGAUGCGGAGCAGAUCCGUGCAGAGAAGGAGGCGCUCGCUAAGAAGCUCAAGGCCAUGGAGUCUAAAAUCUUAAAGGGAGAUGCGGCGGGCGGCCUGGCGGAAGUCACGAAGAAGAAGGAAGAGGAGCUUAAGAAGAAAGAGCAGGAGCUUGAGCGCAGGCGGAGAGAGGAAGAUGAGCGAAGGCAGAAAAUUGCGGCUAUGGAAGAGGCGCAGUUGGCUGCAGAGGAGAAGUACAAGGACAAGGCAGACGAGGCGGAACAGAAGACCAAGAAGCUUAAGAAGCUGUGGAAGAAGUUUCAGGAGGUCAAUGCCGAGGUUGAGGAUAUGUACAAGGAAUUCCAGCGGGAGAAGGAGGACUUGCUGGAGAGCAUUCGAAUGCUGCAGGACCAAAUGCAGCUCAAGGACAUGGUCAUCGAGGCGUUCAUCCCGCCGGAGGAGGUGCAGAAGGUCAUGAAGCGCGCGCACUGGGAUGACGAGAGGGAAGUCUGGGUCUUAGAGCGGCUAAGCGAUAUUGGCAAGCGUGAAACGGCGGCUGGCAAUUCUCGCCGACCGGUGUCGGCAUCAGGGCAGCGCCGCCCCACGUCAGACUUUGCCAAGCUGGCUAACGCCAUGGGCGACAUGAACCCACGAUUCAAGUCCGAAAACAUCCUGAAUUUGGAGCUAGAUCUGCCAGAGCGCACAACGUACGACUACGAAGGUCCGGGUGUGGAUCCACGCGUGCAGGCUGCCAUCAACGCCGCGUUCGCAGAGGACGGAGAAUUUAUCUUCGUAGGUUCGGAGCAGAACGUACACCUCGGCGAGGUUACCGCGAACGUAGCUCAACGUCCAGAUUCCGCAAAAAAACGACCUGCCUCAGCUCGCAAGGGCACGAAGGCCUCACGUUGACGAUGGUUUCUUUUUCGGCACUGUGUAGCUAAUGGAUGGCAAUGCUGAGGAUGGAUGUACAUAUACAAGGACAAUAGCCAAGAGUAAUUACAGGACAUGACUUUCGCCGAGCAGGUGUGCGAUAUUAAGAUCGAGUCGACGAUACAAAUAUGCGUAGCGGGUAACCGAGCGUGCCCUUUUAGGUACCGGACUUGCAGGAUCAAUAAUCCGCCACACACUUUUGUUGUACAGCGCAGCGGUAAUUGCUGCCAAAUGUGGCACACUUAUAAUCUCUUGUAAAUCAUGUCAAGUGGGAACAAGUCACGCUGUAACCAUGGACGAAUGAAGAAUGAGGCACUCGCUACAACACCCAGUCACGAAACACAGUACCCCCCACAGGCAUGUGAUGAGGUAACACUCUCAUAUAAAGUGCAUGAAUGAUCAAUUCGCGCUUCCUAAGGUUUAAGCGGUCGCCUGCUUCAGGUAGGCUAUGAGGUCCGCG
Molecule: messenger RNA, 2788 nt
Organism: Volvox carteri f. nagariensis
Lineage: Eukaryota; Viridiplantae; Chlorophyta; Chlorophyceae; Chlamydomonadales; Volvocaceae
Gene: flaH
Product: kinesin-like protein
Exons: 12
Coding region: 1-2307 (768 amino acids)
Biological process (GO): microtubule-based movement
Molecular function (GO): microtubule motor activity; ATP binding; microtubule binding
Source: RefSeq, a predicted model, not a curated record